UUGGAAUGGAGCAGCAAGUUGUUCAUUGUGGGCGUGAUGAUUCCUGUCACGUGGUUUCUGUCGUCAGGUCGCCCCUGGUUUUCUGCUUACCUGUGUACUUGGAUACGGUGUCGGCUAAGGUCGUCACUGUACAGUCUUUUGGGGCUAGGUCCACCACAGCUCGCGUCCAUCUUGACUCGAAACAAGGGACAGUCUUCAGCAGUGGCUUCACCAAACAAUGAUUAUCAGCAGUGGAAUUUCCUUUUGACUUGUUCAAAGUAGGCAUGCUGAGAAUUGAGCAGUAUCUGCAGCCUGCAUGUCCACUCUAGUGGCCUUUGGGGCAAGUUGAGGGACGUUCUUUCCUGGAGAUUGCCUAGUAUGUACGUUAUUGUCCCCCUCCCUGUCCGUCUUCUUUAAGAAUGCUGGCACUGGCGCACUUUCCUAACAAAGCCUAUUCCUCGGCGCUCAGCUGCUGCAUGUCUAGCUUAUAGUAAUCUUGCCGCCGCAGAGCGCAGUCGCCAACCAUGUCUUCUCCCAAACCUUCUCCGAUGGCACCCGCCACGCCGACGCUAGUCAAUGCAGCAAUGGAUCCACCAAUCAGGGCCACCAUCUUCGUUGCCAUCGUCACCGUCCAUGCCCUGCUCCUGAUGUGGCUCGGCUCGCGCCGGCGCUGCAGCCGCCAUCCGGCGCUCCGCUUCGUCCUCUGGAGCUUGUCCGCAGCCUACUUGCCACUAAUGUCCUACGUCCUGUCAUACAUGACCACCAAUCUCUGGUCCUUGGAUCCGAAAGAUCAGCUAUGGCUGAUUGUCUCCCUCGUCCUCGUCCAGUUUCUCAAGGCUAAGGCCGACAUGAAAGCUCUAGCUGUGGCUGCUGUCGCCACGCCUGUGGCCGCCGACGAUGACAUCAACAGCCUCAAGGUCCGGCCGACCAUGGAGAGCCUCAUCUACUCCUUCUGGGUGGCGGGGCUUGUCAUCUACCACAUCUUCUUCGACAAUAAUGCCGGGAAGCUGGAGGUCGUAAUUCUCUUCAUUUCACCGCUUUGGGCACUUGGAGCAUGCAGGAUGGUGCUCAAGUUCGUCGCCUUCCAUAGGGCGACCGGUUCCUUUGCGCUCGGCCGUAAUGUGCAGCUCAUGGAUGGCUACAUGGUGCAGCUCCAAGAAGCUGUCCCAGCAGCCACAGCAGUACCCCGUCUCAUAGUGACGGGAGAGAGAAAACGGGACAUCGAAGAAAGCCCUCUAGGGUACCGUCUCAGGCGGGCGGCUCUGGAAGAUGAGCCAGCAAGUAGCCUGGUCACACUGGACAGAGUCUGGUUGGAAGGUGGAACCCUCCUAGUCCCACAGCUCAAGGAUCUGUGCCUCUCCUUCGCUCUGUUCAAGUGCCUGCGCAGACGGUUCGCCGGGUACCAGCUCGCGGAGACCGGCUCGAGCUGGGCAUUCCGCUUCGUUCGGGAUGGGCUGCUCGGGCGAGAAGACGACCACGAGAGAAUCUUCCGGGUGAUAGCCAGUGAGCUCACGUUCGCGAGUGACUUCUACUACUACCCUCUUCCCGUUGCCUCAUUGGGCACCCUGUAUGCUGGCCUCCACUUCGUCUUGUCCAUGCUGAUUUUCUCUUCCCUCUGCUUACUCGUCCUAUCACUCGUCUUCCUGAUCCUGCUACUUGGUGCCUUCGGUGGUCCUUCGGAUGAAAGACCAGCCCAAUAUAUCUUGCCCAAGCUCCCCGCCCUUCUCGCCCUGGUCAUAGCGUGGACCGAGAUGUCGGAGAUGGUUGCCAGCGUGCGCUCAAACUGGACCAAGAUAAGCAUUGUAGGCCACUACAUCAGGUGCCGCAGCCAUUGGGCCCGGAGGAUCUUAUCGUGCUUGCUAGGACGCUGCAAAUCUCCCAAGCAGUGGAAGGAUGAGAUGGGUCAGACCGACCUACUGCUACUCACCAAGCCAAGAAGCCUUCUGGGCAAGCAGUCAUGGGCUCAUCACUUCUUCAAACGGCUCAUCGACCAAAUGAGGAGCCGCCGCAACACUCUGACCGUCCCGCCAGAGGUGAAGGCUUCCAUCCUCGGCGCCUUCAGGAGCAGCGGCGGGCAGCUCAGUGCCGGCACGGCUGCAGUGCAUCGCCGGCGCCAAGCGUUCCGCCAUGGCAUCACCUGGGCGUGCCUUGGCGGCGAGGUAACCACCGCCACCGAUUCGAUCCUUGUGUGGUGCAUCGCCACGGGCCUCUUUGAGAACAGGUGUUCCUCUUCCUCCAGAAAGGCUCCCUUGCCGCCCGAGCAGGUCACGGCCACCGACAUGGGCGUUGCCCUUUGCUUGUCGCGAUACUGCAUGUACCUGGUGGCGGAGGCUCCAGAUCUGCUGCCAGACAACUCCGCCUGGACGAGGCGCCGUUACCAGGUGGUGAAGGACAGCAUCAAGGCGGCGCUGCUGAGGAGCAGCGGUCCUGAUGACCUUGAAGUUGACGUGUACGGACGCCUGGUUGAUUCCUUCGGCAGCGAGCGCUCCCACGAGGUGCUGAAGAAAGGCUCAAGGCUUGGAAAACAGCUUGUGGAGGAGGCUGAAAAGCAGAGAUCCGAAGACGGAGAGGCUGGAGACGGAGGCCAAGACACGGUGUGGAAGCUCCUGGCGGAGUUCUGGUCGGAGAUGCUGCUCUACCUCUCACCAUCGGACAACGUCAAGGGCCACAUGCAGGUGCUGCAGCACGGCGGCGAGCUCAUCACGCUCAUGUGGGUGCUGCUGCUCCACGCCGGCAUCACCAGCAGGCCGGCUCGGCACGUCCCUGAGCCUUGAUAAGCAGUGUAAUACUAGUAGUCAAUCCAUGGAGUUCUUAUGAGUUUAAAGUACAGUCCGUGUGUGCUUGCAACGA
Molecule: messenger RNA, 2829 nt
Organism: Panicum hallii
Lineage: Eukaryota; Viridiplantae; Streptophyta; Magnoliopsida; Poales; Poaceae
Exons: 1
Coding region: 504-2753 (749 amino acids)
Source: RefSeq, a predicted model, not a curated record